Messenger RNA from Emiliania huxleyi CCMP1516, 672 nucleotides. RefSeq lists its product as hypothetical. The record is from RefSeq and is a predicted model, not a curated record. Gene Ontology annotation, molecular function: acyltransferase activity, transferring groups other than amino-acyl groups. NCBI's taxonomy places the organism in Eukaryota, Haptophyta, Isochrysidales, Noelaerhabdaceae. The coding region runs from base 1 to 672 and encodes 223 amino acids. The transcript has a single exon.
AUGACAGUCGGCGAGCCGCGAGCGUACCGCGCUGCAGCGGACGCGAGUUCCAACGCCGGCAGCUUGACGUCUGCCUUCCUGCACGAUCCGCUCUUGCGCACGCUCGUGCCAAACGAAGAGGCGUUUCGAACCCUCGGCCGCCGCACGCUUGCGACCCUGACGUGGGCGCUUGACGCCUCCUACGGGCUCACCGACGUGAUCUGCGACGAGGCUGGCGUUGUGGUGUGCACCGCCAUAUGGGAGCCCGCGGGCAUGACUUGUGGCGCGCUUUGUCGCUUCGUCCUCAUGUCUUUGUGGAUGGUCUGUGUGUUGGGACUGCGCAGGGCAUUCUGCGUGGCGGGCAUGCUGCUGGCCUUUGAGACGAGACGCCAUCAGCACGCCCCGACCGCGCACCACCUGCAGCUUCUCGGCACGAGACAGAGCGAGCAGAGCAAGGGCGUGGGUAGCAAGCUAAUCCAGGCCGGCAUCCGCCGCGCGGAUAAGCUCGGGCUGCCGUGCUACCUCGAGGCGAGCAACGAGAGGAGCGUGCCCUUCUACAAGCGGCACGGCUUCAAGGUCGUCGAGACGUACUAUCACUUCGAGGGCGGUGUCGACGGUGAUGGGAACCGCAUCGUCGGAAGAGGGCCCGUCGUCACGCUGAUGUUUCGGCCGCUGGGAGGCGUUGCGCACUGA